Rhagoletis zephyria (snowberry fruit fly) is the source of this 3344-nucleotide messenger RNA. Its product is annotated as slit homolog 1 protein. Gene Ontology annotation, molecular function: protein binding. Lineage: Eukaryota; Metazoa; Arthropoda; Insecta; Diptera; Tephritidae. The record is from RefSeq and is a predicted model, not a curated record.
UUUUUAACACUGCAAAAAUUCAUAAUAUGAAUUUUAUGGUACUUUGCCAGCCCCUUUAAUAUAUUUUUAAGGCGUUUAAAGUUUACGACAUAUAACAAUACGACACUUACGACACCCCAAUUAUAUGUAGAAAAGUCUUAAGUUUUUUUUUUUUUUUCAAUAAACAAAAUUUGACCAAACUGAAACACUGGUUUCCUCCAACUAAGCCAUGGCUCUCUCAAUCUCUCUCUCUCUCUCUCUCUCUUUGUGAUUUCCCAGCCAAAAAUUUCUGCAUCAUUUGCUGUGCUUCAAAAGCUUCAGCAACAAAAUCAGUUAUAGCUCAGCGCUCGAAUUUAACAGUUUAGUGUGGCAGAGUUUGUCCGCAUAGACAUGAUAUUUACCCGUUCCACAAUCGCCCAAGCAAUCACUUAGUUGAUGAGUCUGCUAAGCAAUCCCAGCGUCGCAGUAAUGUAGUAAAACCAAGUAAAGUUUUGUAACUUCAAAACUGACUGAAACAAAUCUGCCUUGACAUGAAUAAACGCAUGGGCUAUUUGUUGAUAAUUUAGUGCAAAAAUUAAAAAAAAAAGUUAGUUAAAACAACAUGACAUGAAUAAGAGCUACUGAGUGGAAAGCACCGGGAAAUGUUUAAUAAAUAUAUGUACACAAAAACAUAGUACUGUGUUAAACGACUGCAUAUACAUAUGUACAUAUAUGAAAAAACUAAAGAGGCAAAAACAAAGCUUUAAUCGAAUCAUUUGAAUCGUUCAAAGGUUAACUUUUUGUGAUCGACAGCGUAAUGGCGAUAAUAGAGGCAGCCUAUACAAACAGUGUACGGAUUGAUACCGUGUUAUUGUUUGUAAAUAGCUGACGUUGUAAAAUAUCGAAAAAUAAAUUUAGAACCGGCUAAAGUGCAGAGGAAGUUAAUGCAAUCGCGCAACAAAAAUGCAUUCACAAAUGAAAAAUUCUCAAAAAAUCAUAACAAAAGCAAUUAUGAUUUCAAACGUUUUCUCUCACUCUUAAAACCAAACGAUUGAGAGUGAGAAAUCGUCAAUUACGACUAAAUUAAAUAUUGUGAUGAGAGUAUAGGGUUGGCAUCAGGAGAGAUCACAUUCCGGUGGUAAAUUAAAGCUAAUGAGAGUCGCCAUUUGCUAGCGCGGGUUGGAACAGAAUGGUCAUUCGUUAAAUUCGGCAUGUCGACCUUUUCAGCCCAUUGCGAGUGUGGUAAUCAAGCGACAACGGAAACAACAGCAUAUUAAAUGUUUUAUGACUUUGAAAACAUAAAUAACACAAUAAACAGUACAUGGAUCUAAAUUUGUAAUAGUCGUCGAAACGUAUCGGUGCAUUAUUAAAAAUUUAUAACUGAAAAUAAAAAGACUAAUAAUAUACUACUCGUAUAUAUGUACAUACAUACGUACGGAAAACAUUAAAUACGUACGCAAAGUGAUUAAAUAGAACAGAACAGAAUAAUUAACACGAAAGUAUUCAAUGGAAUUAAUUAUUUAUUAACAAAAAUAAAUUAAAAUAAAAUCAAUGUGUGCUACAUGAACCCAAAUUUACAUCUUUUAAGUGUUCGAAAGUACUCAUUCGUAAAUUGCAAAUACAUUUUGUUACUUUCCCAACAAAAUGCUCAUUUAUUUUAAGUUCGGAUUGCUCUUAAUAUUCAUACUCAGUUUGAGUGUUCAACAUACGCAAGCUGCACCUCCGAUACUAAAUCACAACUCAUCAUACGAUGACUAUCCAGAUGACUAUGAUUAUUAUGUUGAGAGCGAAACAGUUCGAAGUGCAGAGAAAAUUACAUUAGACAUCAUUAACCCAGAUUACCAUUCGAUGUCAACGUCUACUGUGGCUAACACAAUACCAACAACAAGUAAAUCAAAAACAUUCUUUAGUAUAUCAUCAUACAGUUAUCCACGCAGUAAUCAUGUGCUGGAGCCAAGCUGUCCCAAAGCCUGCCUUUGUUUAGAAGAAUACAAACAUAUAUUGUGCAAUGGCGCUGGACUGACACAAGUCCCAAAGGAUUUGCCGGUCACAUCUCUUCUCCUCGAUUUAAGUGAGAACUAUAUCGCGGAACUGCAUGCGGAGGAUUUUUCAAAUAUUACUAAAAUUCGUGAAAUCAAUUUGAGCGGUAAUAAAUUGAAAACGAUCAAUAAAGAGGUCUUUGUAGGAUUGAAAUAUUUACAACGACUUCGGCUAACUGACAAUCAACUGACACACAUUGAGCCCGACGCGUUUUUAGGCACCGAUCUAAGUGAACUGGAUAUAAGUAACAACACUAUAGUAUUGAGAAGUGAUGGUCCCUUUCUUACUCAGACGACUCUACGAAAGUUUGCAUGUCGUAAUUGCAGUUGGAGCCAAAUAUAUGAUGACACGUUCAAGGGUUUAGACGGCUUACAAUCUCUGAAACUGGAUCUCAAUGAUUUCGGAAAGAAAAUCAAUGUAAAAGCUUUUACGUCGCUGCAGAACCUUAUUAAAUUGCGACUGCCUGAAUUGGAAUCGGCAGAAGUCACCGAACUGUGUAAUUUACUAAAAACUAUUGACAACAUAAGCUUUAGAAACUUUGAAAUUAGCUGCUUUGAACUAGUACUGGGGACAUCAUAUAAUGAUAGUAUUACUCUGGUGACAGAUCCACCCUACCUGUCGACGGAGAUAGCCAUAGUACCAACAAAAGUGCCAGAAGAUACAACUACUGAAGCAACGCCGAAAAAGGGAGAAGCAAUAAACAAAGCAAGUGGCGUACAGAACAAAACGGCAAAGGCGGCUACGUCCAAACCAACAAAUACGGCAUCAAUCGUGAAACAGAAGGAGAUUCAAGAAGGAGAUACUAGGAUGCCUGAAGUAAACAACACUUUGGGCGUGACGACUACUGCGACAUUUUCGGUACUUGAAGAAAGUGCUAAUAACUCUCUAACGACGCCCAAAAUACUAACUGCCAGCAUUUUGGGCGGCCCUGGAGAUGCAGCAAAUAAAGUAGUUGAGAAUAUUACUGUCAAAUCGAUUGUUGAGACUGAGAACAACCAUCAAGUACAUAUUUCUCAGGAAAUGGUCAACCUCUUGCUUAUAUGUAUUAUUAUAAUAGCGAUUGUUGGAAUCAUUAUUGGCAUAAUUUGUCGCAAAGAUGUGGGCGGCAUUAAGACAAAAUGUUGUCGUACACGAAAACCUGAACCAAAGGAUCAAGUGCAUCCUGCCGAAGAAAUACCUUUAAAUAAACUAGCAUAACUAGAUGUAAUUUCAUAUUGAAAUAGGAAGAAUGUUGUUGCCAGGUGUGUGAAAAUAUACUUUGUCAGAUGAUUUUAGCUAAGUACUGGAAGCCUGCUUAAUAUGUAUAUAGUUUAUUUAAUAUUUUCAGUAUAAGCAAAAUCUAGAAA